AUGCAGUCCAGUCCGCCAGUGCGAGCGUGGGAGCGACGCGACUCUCGAGAGCAAGACGAAAGCGACUAUUCCUUGGAUCUCGGCGCAUUGGACAUGGACACCGUCUCGGACAUGGACAUCCCCAAGCAGCACGUCGAUCGCAUCUUCUCGGAGGACAUCGACGGGCCAAGCGACUUUACACAGAACAUGGAGAUGUGGAUGCGAGGAGGCAAGACACCAUCGCGGAAGGGCACGCUGAAGGGCGCCAAGUCGACUACACAGCCCAUUGAGGAGGGUCGCGAGGAUAUGGACGACAAUGUGAUCCGUCGCGACAUGCUGGAGGUGCCGCAGAACGAGACUCGAGGCCAGCACGACGAGCACACCGGCAGCCACAAGAGCAACCACACACCAGACACCAGCCCGCCAAAGGCAUCACCCUCUGUGCAUGAAGAGCCAUUCAGCUCCGAAUGGCACACAUACGACUCUACUUCGACACCUGCACCUCCAGUCCACAAGCAAUUCCUGCAACCAACAGUUGAGGAGUACUACAGCGAGCUCAGUCCAGGCCAACGGGCAUCUGUACAUUCCAGAGGUCGAAGCCUAUACUCGCCUCGAUCUGCCCAGAAGCACUCCCCAUCCAAAGAAGACGAGUCCACCCCGGGUCGCGCCUCAAGCCCUACCCUGUCGCCAGUUCGAUCACCAAUUCUGCAACGCUCGGCUCCGAACUCGAGACCUGGUACUGCUGGCACAGCCUACAGCAAAGAAGCGUUCAAUGAUGAGGAGAAGAACGAGCUGGAACGUCAACUCAGUCAGUUGUCAGCAAAGUGCCAGCAGCUCGAGCAUCUCAACGAGGCACUCGACAGAGCACUGGAGGAAGACAAGCGUACUCGUAAGGAAGAGUCGGAUGCACACGAAGCAAGACUGGCGGAGGCGACGAGGCGCGAACGGGAUCUGGCGGAGAUGAAAGAGGCUGCUUACAAGCACAACGAUGGCUUCAGACGAGAGUUUGCAGAGUUGAAGGAGAAGCUUCGCGACCAAGAACGACUAGCAGACAAUGCCAGGCUGGGCAGUGAAGGGUCAGAGCGGGAGCUGGGGGAUGAGAUCAAGCGACUGAGAGAUCAAAUGGACGCACAGCAGACGGAGCACAGGCAAGAAGUGAAGACGUUGGAGCAGGAUGUGCAGCUGGCAAGGAGGAGCAGAGACGAUGCUGUGGCAAGUGCGAAAGCGCACCGAGAAGAGCUGGAAGCACGCAAUGGACUGCAGGAAGCAGAAAUUGAGCGUUUACGCACGGCGUUGCAGGAGGCACACGAAGAUGAGGCCACUAUCGAGGAUCUGGAGCGCCGACUAAGCGAAGCAAAUGCUGAGGUCGCAAGAUUGAAGCAGGACAAAGGCGACCUUGAGACGAUGAUUUCUGCAGUACGAGGCCAGCUUGCCAAGUCGAAGUUCGAUCAAGGAGGCCAAGUCAGCAAGGUGACCGCAGAACGCACCAGAGCCGUAGAAUUGGCAGCAGGGUUGCAACGUCAACUGACCGACCUCCGCCAACAGCUCAGAGAUGAACAAACCAGCCACGAAGAAGAGCUGGAGCAAAUCAGAUCCUCGUACAGCCAAGCUGACCAGACCACCGCCCAAGAACUUCAAGUCAUCCAGGCCGAACUCCAAGCCAAGCAGACCGAACUCAACGAAGCCAUUCUCGAGCGCGACGAAGCCAAGGAUGCCUUGCAAAUCCGUGAGUCAGAGGUCGAGAAGGCCUCGGCAGAGCUCGACGACGCCAAAGCCGUGAACGUCGCUCUCGAUAGUAGAAUUACCGAGAAGAUGCAGCGUCGCGAUCGCUACUGGCGCGAGAAGCUUGAAGAGGCAGACCGCGAGCGACAGCUUAUGGCUAAAGCCUUGAUGCACCAGUGGGGAAGGGAAGAGGUUGGUAUCGAGAGCCCGCAGCUGUACAAGUAUCGCUAUGCCAGUCCGGAGAAGGAGAGGGAGAGGCCGAAGUCCAUGGCAGCCCCGUAG
This is a messenger RNA of Fulvia fulva, 1983 nucleotides long. RefSeq lists its product as uncharacterized. The transcript has a single exon. Bases 1 to 1983 code for a protein of 660 amino acids. Lineage: Eukaryota; Fungi; Ascomycota; Dothideomycetes; Mycosphaerellales; Mycosphaerellaceae. The record is from RefSeq and is a predicted model, not a curated record.